Messenger RNA from Kluyveromyces lactis, 1188 nucleotides. RefSeq names its product S-adenosylmethionine-dependent methyltransferase. The record is from RefSeq and is a predicted model, not a curated record. The coding region runs from base 1 to 1188 and encodes 395 amino acids. The transcript has a single exon. Gene Ontology annotation, molecular function: S-adenosylmethionine-dependent methyltransferase activity. Lineage: Eukaryota; Fungi; Ascomycota; Saccharomycetes; Saccharomycetales; Saccharomycetaceae.
AUGGAUGGCCAAGAUGAGGAGAAUGAUGUGCUAUUAUUGGAGCGUACUGCUAGCUCGUUUUUUCGUUACAAGGAAUUUGCGUUAGAAGAGUUCUGGCGACCCAGAAUACUUAGGUGGGAAUCACUGUCCGAGCAUCAGAAACAAAUGAUACCAUGGUAUAACUCAUAUCUUGAGGAUGUACAUGAUGCGAUCGAAACAAACUCCAUUUUUUACAUGAAUCUGUUGGAACGUUCUGUGAAAUUGUGGGGAUUAAAUAGUGAUCCAAACUUAUGGGCUCAACCCAGCGGCACAGAUAUGAGAAAAACAAUCUCAAUGCUUAAUCAGAUAGCAAGAGAAUGGUCAACGCAUUGUGAAGAGGAAAGGGAUCAAUUUUUACUGUUGCUAACAGAAUUUUUAGAAGAAAAGUUUCCAAGCGACCGUAAUACAAUCAAAAUAUUAAUUCCUGGCGCAGGCUUGGGUCGUCUAGCUGUAGAGAUGGUCCGGUUGGGUUUUAAUACUGAGGCCAAUGAAGUCUCAUACCAUAUGCUAAUGAAUAGCCAGUUUAUCAUGGAUGGAGGUCUUCAAAAGGAACAGAUCGCUCUUUUUCCAUUUGUGCAUUCAUUUUCUCAUCACAUUAAUAGGGCAGAGCAGCUACGGCAAGUAAACAUUCCAGAUAUGAAUAUAGUCGAGGAAGUUGGGGGCAAUGGACUUCUUUCCAUGGUAGCAGGAUCCUUUCCGGAUCUGUAUGGACCAAAUGUCAAUAUUAAACAAUCAGAAUCCUAUUCCAAUUCGGCAUAUAUCAGGGAAGUUAGGGCAGCAAAUAGAGGUAGUAAGCACGUCGUCAUCACCAAUUUCUUCAUUGAUACAUGCUCUAAUAUCUUAGAUUAUUUGGAAACAAUUACUCAUGUUUUGAAAGUUGAUGGUUACUGGAUUAAUUUUGGACCCUUCAUGUAUCAUUUUGAACAAGAUCAUCAAACUGAGAUGACUGCCGAUUUUGAUGCAUAUACGGGGGAAUUAUCGAACAUAUUAGAUACCCCCUUAAGGGGAAUAGAAUUGAGUCAUGAAGAUAUUCUUGAAGUGGCAACUACUCACUUUCCGUUCAAAUUAUUGAAACAACAAACCAAUAUUUCGUCCAGUUACGGCACUAAUAAGCUAGAUAUAUCAAUGUUAGGUUACCAAUGUUCAUUUUGGGUUCUACAGAAAACAUAA